CUUUAUACAGCAUGUUAUAAGCAAAAUAUAAGAUAAAACGGUAAACUUCCGUGACUAAUCAAGUAAUACACAUAACACCGUAAAGAUCUUUAAUGACACAAGGCAAUACUAGCAGUAUUUCCACAAAAAAUAGACUGUUAAAGGGUACGAAUUAAGUUACGAAGUAGGUGUUCCGUGUUUAUAAAGAAUCUUGUCAGUAUAGGCAGUUGAUUAAAGAAUCAUGGCAGUUAUUCACGAUAUGGUGGUUGGUCUUAACAAGGGACACAAAGUCACCAAAAACCCUCAAACACCAAAACAUGCCAGAAGGAGGGGGAGACUUACAAAGAAGUCCAAAUUUGUCCGAGACUUGGUCCGUGAAGUUUGUGGCUUUGCUCCUUAUGAAAGAAGAUGCAUGGAAUUGCUGAGAAUCGGCAAAGACAAGCGUGCUCUUCGAUUUUGUAAAAAGAGGCUUGGUUCUCAUUUGAGAGCAAAGCGAAAGCGUGAAGAGAUGCAAGCUGCAAUCCAAGCUCAGAGAAAGGCUGCAGCCCAGAAGUAGAGCGCUGGAUAACAAAUAAAUGAAAACAGUUUAA
Messenger RNA from Ciona intestinalis (vase tunicate), 569 nucleotides. NCBI's taxonomy places the organism in Eukaryota, Metazoa, Chordata, Ascidiacea, Phlebobranchia, Cionidae. The record is from RefSeq and is a predicted model, not a curated record.